GGAAAACGGACCUGGAGGUCUUUGUCUGCAGUGUGUGGCUGCUGUUACCUGGCCAGGGUUGCACACCUGCAGCUCUAUUUUUUCUCUGAGCGCUAAGGGACGAGCAGUUUGGCCUUUUCCACCGUUGUCUAGAUUUGCUUGUAUUGUUUCUAGCCACUGCUCAUGUAAUGCACUCCCUUAACCAGGAAAUUAAAGCGUUCUCCCGGAAUAAUCUCAGGAAGCAAUGUACCAGGGUGACAACGCUAACUGGAAAGAAAAUUAUAGAAACAUGGAAAGAUGCCAGAAUUCAUGUUGUGGAAGAAGUAGAGCCGAGCAGUGGGGGUAGUUGUGGUUAUGUGCAGGACCUUAGCUUGGACCUGCAUGUUGGUGUUAUUAAGCCUUGGUUGCUCCUUGGGUCACAAGAUGCUGCUCACGAUCUGGAUACUCUGAAAAAGCACAAGGUGACACAUAUUCUCAAUGUUGCAUAUGGAGUUGAAAAUACUUUCCUCAGUGACUUUAUAUAUAAGAGUAUUUCUAUAUUGGAUCUGCCUGAAACCAAUAUCCUGUCUUAUUUUCCAGAAUGUUUUGAGUUUAUUGAACAAGCAAAAAUGAAGGAUGGUGUGGUUCUUGUUCAUUGUAAUGCAGGAGUUUCCAGGGCUGCUGCAAUUGUAAUAGGUUUCCUGAUGAAUUCUGAAGAAAUCUCGUUCAUCAGUGCUUUUUCUUUGGUGAAAAAUGCAAGGCCUUCCAUAUGUCCAAAUGCGGGCUUCAUGGAGCAGCUUCGUACAUACCAAGAGGGCAAGGAAAGCAAUGAGUGUGACAACAUACAGGAAUUAGAAAAGGGUGACAGUUCAUGA
Messenger RNA from Prionailurus viverrinus (fishing cat), 833 nucleotides. It is a transcript of the gene DUSP19, whose product is annotated as dual specificity phosphatase 19. Bases 168 to 833 code for a protein of 221 amino acids. Gene Ontology annotation, biological process: protein dephosphorylation; regulation of MAP kinase activity. NCBI's taxonomy places the organism in Eukaryota, Metazoa, Chordata, Mammalia, Carnivora, Felidae. The record is from RefSeq and is a predicted model, not a curated record. Gene Ontology annotation, cellular component: cytoplasm. Gene Ontology annotation, molecular function: JUN kinase phosphatase activity. The transcript is spliced from 4 exons.